GUAGCUCACGCUCAUCUCGGGUUCGACGCCUCGGAGACUGGUUCUCACUCCUCUGGAUUCAUACGCUGGUCCGUCAUCCUAGACUUCCUCGGACUCUCAGAUCCCCUCAGAUCGCUACACUUUACGCGUACCUGACGACCUACUAACGCCAUGCUUGCCGGACUGCUACUCACCGCUGCAGCGGCUCUUCCCCUCGCCACUGCGCACAUCGCGUUCUUCCAUCCGAGCAUGUACGGAUUCAACGUCACCCAGCAGACCUUUCCCUAUGACAAUCGCCCUGUCGCUCCCCUCAUGAACAUGAAUUUUCAGCAAUGGUGGUUCCAUGGACAUCUUGAUUACCCGCCCAACCCAGGAGACAUCUUCGAGCUCCCCGCGGGCAGGCCCGCUACGACUCAGCUUUCCUGCGAUAAGGGCGAGACGACCUUCUUCGCGUCCUCCCCAGGUGGCAAUGUUCAGGCUGGCAACAAUCCCUGCACCGGGGAUACCUUCCCUAGUGGGGCGAUGCACACGACCGGCUUCGACGACCUGAAGGGCUGCGCCCUUGCGAUUGCUUACGAAUCGGAUGUGACGAAGAUCCAGCCCGAAAACUUCACGGUGUUCAGCGUGAACCAGACGUGUGUCUGGAAUCGCUUCACGGACUUCCAAGUUCCGGAGCGCAUGCCUCCUUGCCCGCCCGGCGGGUGCCACUGUGCUUGGUUCUGGAUUCACUCGCCUGAUAGCGGAGGAGAGCAGAACUACAUGAAUGGCUUCAAGUGUAAUAUUACCGGCUCGACCUCCAACGUGGCGCUCGCCAAGCCACAAGUACCCCGCCGCUGUGGUGCCGACCCUACGAAUGGCAAGCCCAAUGCCGCCCCAGGAAACUGCACGUAUGGCGCGAAGCAGCCAUUCUACUGGUUCCAGACUGAGCGCAACAACAUGUUCGAAGCCACGUACUCCCCGCCAUUCUAUACCGACCUGUACAACUUCAAGGAUGGCGCGCAAAACGAUAUUUUCGAGGACUCGUAUCCCCAAGGGCUCCCUCCGCCCAGUCCGAAUUCUACGUUCGUCCCUACACCGUUCCUGGGGAAUGGUAGCGGUAGCUCGACCGCCGGAGGCGCUUCGUCCUCUGUCGUUUCCUCUUCCCCAUCCGGUUCUUCCUCGUCAGUAGCUGCAGCCUCCAGCGGCGCUCUGGGCUCAUCAUCCAACGGAUCUAUCUUGUCGACCACCACGGGUGCUGUCGGCUCAUUCUCGAGUGGAUCGGUGUCGUCGACUCCAGGUUCCGCAUCGUCCACUGCUAUCGCAUCAACGCUACCUGUCUCUUCAUCGUCAGCGUCUUCGUCAAUUGUACAGGGGACGCCGGAUCUUCCACUAUCUAUCACGUCGGCCACGAUAUCGUCUCCCACCUCAUCCUCAGCGUCAUCAGUAUCGCAGCCCCUCACUGGCAAUUCGCAAGAUGGUCCUGCGUCCACGGCCAUUCCAGGUUCCUCCGAAUCUACGAGCGUUACGGCGUCGGAAACAACUUCCGUCGUCCUGUCGACAUCGAUUGUUCUCAGUACGGUCUUAGUCACUGUGACUGCAACGCCGGUACCGACUCGGAAUGCAACCUCCGCCUCCAUCACCCUCUCGUUCUCUGACUCGAUGCCGGCCACAGCAAGCACCGGCACUUCGAGCAUCUCCACGCAACUCACCCCGACCCAGAGCGUAUUCCUGUCUGCUUCUGACGCGGCUUCUACUAUUGUUCUGAACUUCCCCACUGGAAACGCGGCACCAACGACGAGCGUCCUCAUGGCCACGGUGCAAGUCCCUCGAGCUGCAUUACUCACUGCUCGCACGAACUGUAAGCGCGAACCUGGCCGGAGAAAGAUGUUCCGGCGUCGCCCCUCCGUGGAGCCUGUAGUAUCUAACAUGGAGAUUCUUGAUGCCCGUGAAGAGCAGCCGACAUCCGCACAGGCAGCCGACACUGUUCUGGGCAUGCGUAAGCACAAGCUGAGAAGAUUGGGGAGUCGCAGUCGGCUGUGGAACCUCUUCUGACUGUCCGCUGUGGAACCUCUUCUGACUGUCCGCUGUGGAACCUCUUCUGACUGUCCGCUGUGGUGACUCCGAUACGGGUUCGUGGGUGAAUAUGCGCGGUGCCGAAGGCUUCCUCUGGCAUCAACCCCUAAGUAGUUUGAUGGUAGAUAUUACCUCCCCACCCUUGUAGUGUUUCUUGCAUAGUGUAUCGCUUGGUGUAGCUGUAGCUGAUAUCGUAUACCCCAAAUCAUGUAGAAUGGCUUCUCUUCAAUAUUGCAAUCGCUAGCAUGCCUUGUU
This is a messenger RNA of Dichomitus squalens LYAD-421 SS1, 2286 nucleotides long. RefSeq lists its product as uncharacterized. The transcript is spliced from 6 exons. The record is from RefSeq and is a predicted model, not a curated record. Lineage: Eukaryota; Fungi; Basidiomycota; Agaricomycetes; Polyporales; Polyporaceae. The coding region runs from base 151 to 2010 and encodes 619 amino acids.